AUGAACCUACACAGAGUGUUCACCAACAUAUGUUUCUCACUCGUCCAUCAAUACAUCCAGCGUUUUAACGAGGUGUCUGGCAGCAAGUCAGCUGUCAUCCGGAUAGCAUCAAAGACUCCUGGAGUAAUGAUCACGCAGUAUGUAGUGAGCAUACCGGAGGGGAAAAGCGCCCCAGAUUUUCUGAGUAAACCGAUCCCUCUUACUAUCAAGGAAGGGAAAGUAGCCAUUUUCAAGGUUGUGGUGACAGGGGAUCCGAAACCAGAAGUGUCAUGGAGAAGAGCUAAAGGGCCGACGACGGACAAGGACAAAUUUCAGAUUAAAUAUGAUGACUCAACAGGAGAGCAUAUAUUAGAGAUUAUCAAAGUGUCUGGUGAGGAAUCGGACACAUACAAAUGCUCCGCUGCCAACGAAUAUGGAAAAGCUGUCUGCACAACUACAUUAAAUGUGGAUGAGGCUUCAAAAAAUCCCUCCGACUUCAGAAAGCUGCUGCGGAGAAGUAAAGGACAGGAAAAAGCAGGAGGGGAAACUGAUGAAAGAUUCUGGGACAAAAUGCUGAAUGCCGACAAGAAAGACUACAAGCGCAUCUGUACCGAGUUUGGUGUUGCGGACUUAGAUUUGAUUCUCAAGAAACUGGAUGAGAAGAAGAAGAAGGAGAGGGCGCAAAAUAAGUGUAAGGAUGGUGCGAUGUCAUAUGAUGAAGACGGAACGGAGAAUCACGGCCUUGCGAGUGCUGGGAGGACGACGAAUUCUAAUAUUAAGGGCCUGAUGCAAAGAUGCACGGGGCUCGAUCAGGUGGAUGAAGAGGGGAACCUCCUCUUCACGGGGCUGAAUCUGACGGAAGAAGAGGCCACCCUCCUCUCUUCUGAAUUUAAACUUUCCGGCGUGGACUUUGUUAUCAAAAUUCAGGAGCUUACAGCCGAAGAAAGACAGGACGCCCUCUUUGCGUGCGUCCUGACACACCCACUACCCACUAUCACGUGGAUGGGCAAGGGCAGGGCCUUGGCGGAGGGAGAGAAAUACAGCAUAACCGUGUCAGAACACAAACUGAUCCACCGACUGCUGAUCAAAGACUGCGACCUCCUGGACAAAGGCAUCUAUUCGGCUGUAGCUGGCGAUGCGUCGUGCAGCGCUUGGCUGGAUGUUCAAGCUGACAGUGACCCUGCAUCUGCCGGCCUGAAGAGAAGUCGUAAAGCUAACUUGGCGAGUGGAGCGACGAUCGACCUCGAGAAGGUGGCCAAAGAGCAACAAAUGAAAAACCGAGAGCAGAUGGAGAGGAUUUUAGCAGCCGUGAAGGAAAAACACAGAGAAGGACAAGUGGAAGAAGGGAAGUCAUCAACCACAAGUGGAAGAGAUGGUGAAAGAAAGGCAGCCACUGGACCGGGUAGAAACAACGGAGCAAAAACCAGUGCCCUGUCCGGGCAACCAGGGAGCAAAGAGAAAGCCAAGAACAAGAACUCAAGAAGAAAAGGCAAAGGAGCUAAAUCAGACGAUUCAGGGUGUGUAACGCAAGCAGGAGAGCAACGCAUAGGUGUCCAUAAGAAAAAGAAGCGCAUCAGAUCUGGUCAAAUGGAGUUUGACAAGGUAACAGAUACUGAUGAAGAAGAAGAAUUUUCUGAAGACGAUGAGGACUUUCCUGGAUCUGCAAAUAAUUCAAGACACAGAAAACAUGGUCAAGAGAAAGAAGAUGAACAAACUGAUACUGAUGAAGAGGAAUAUUCUGAAGAUGAUGAGGACAGUCCUGGAUCUGCCAUUAAUUCAAGACACAGAAAACAUGGUCAAGAGACAGAAGAUGCACAAAUUGAGUCCAGCUGCAGAGCUGGAAAUAAAGACUCUACUGCGACUGUCAGACGCCCGAGGCACAAAAAGAAGGCUCAACAGAAAGGACUUACUUCUGGGCAAGAUCCAAAUGAACUAGCAAGUGACGAUGAAGCAAGUGAAAGUGAUGAGAGUGUGGACUCGACUGGCCAGCACAAGCAUCCAAGCUCUUCAAAGAAAAGCAAGAAGCAACAGAAAGCUGUUAAUGGUGAAGGUACGUGUCCUGAAGACCACAGUGAGUAUGACGAGACUGAAGAUGCGUCCGGCAGAGCAGCACAUUCAAGGCGUAAAAGACAAGGACCACUGAUCGAAGACGUGCUGAUUGAUCCAGGGGUUCAUUUCAUCUGUGGUUUGUCUGAUGUCAGUGCCGUCAUCAAUGAGACUGCUGAGUUCACAUGUAAGCUCAGCAGUGAAGACUGUGAGGGAGCCUGGUUCAGAGACGGCAAAAAGAUAUCCCCAGAUGACAAUUUCAGUGUGACUAAAGACGGAGCGAUCCAUAAAUUAGUCAUAAUCAGGUGCGAGGAAGAGCACUCUGGGAAAUACCGCUUUGAGGCUGACGGUCGUAAAACAGAGGCAAUGAUCAACGUCAAAGAUCCCCCCAGGUUUGACCACGAAGACCUCCAGGCUUUCACCGAGCCUGUGACAGUGAAAGUGGGGCACAACGUCAUCUUCAAACUGAAUUUUGUUGGCAAUGAACCCAUAAAGAUUAGGUGGUACAGAGAGGGAGAAGAGCUCCUCGAUGACAACAACACAAAGAUAGAGAAAUCUGCAAGUCACAGCCGCUUGCUCCUGAGCAGGUGCCAGAGAAAGGACACGGGAGAGAUCAAGAUUAAGCUCAAGAACGAACACGGCUUCAUUGAGGCAAUUUCACAGUUAAUUGUGCUCGACAAACCCACUCCCCCCCUGGGUCCAGCAGAGGUAAUAGAGAGCUCAGCUAUUUGUAUUGAAUUUAGAUGGAGGCCGCCGAAGGAUGAUGGCGGCUCACCGGUGAUUAACUACAUGGUUGAGCGACAACAGGUGGGACGAAACACUUGGAAGAAAAUAGGGGAGAUCCCAGGUGUGCCCAGCUACCGCGAUACAGACGUGGACCAUGGCCGGAAAUAUUGUUACCGUAUCCGGGCAGUUACUGCCGAGGGUACAAGUGAAGUGAUGGAGACCGAUGAAAUGCCAGCCGGCACACUAGCUUUCCCUGGCCCUCCAGCACCUCCGAUGGUUGUCAGCUCCUACGACGACUGCAUCAACGUUUCCUGGGCUUCACCGAGUAAGACCGGAGGUUCACGUAUCCUGGGCUAUAUUUUAGAGAAACGCAAGAGGGGGAGUAAUCUGUGGACCGUUGUGAAUGCCAUGGACGAAAUCAUAAAAGAGAAGAAAUAUGCAGUGAAAGAUGUUGUGUCAAGAAUGGAAUAUGAAUUCAGAGUCACUGCCAUAAACCUCUCAGGACUUGGUGAAUUCAGCAGCCCCUCUGAGUUUGUUUUUGCACGGGAUCCAAAGAAGCCUCCUGGUAGAGUUACAAACCUGAAGGUGACGGAUACUUCCUACACCCACUUGGUCCUGACUUGGACCAAACCGGAGGAUAAACCAGAGAUACAGGACGAAGCGAUGGGAUAUUUUGUUGAGAUCCGUACUGCCGAGUGCAUUGAAUGGUCCCGCUGCAAUACCGCUCUCAUUAUCACGACUUCCUUCAGCGUGAAAGGCCUCAAGUCCAUGAACAUGUACUGGGUGAGAGUAAUUGGGGCGAAUGACGGAGGAGAGGGUGCCCCCGAGGAGCUGGCCAACUAUGUCCUUGCAAUGCCCUCCCCUGUGAGGCCAAAGUUCACAAACAACAAGAUGAAGAGCUUCAUGGUGGUGAGGGCAGGGAACUCUGUUAGGAUCACAGUGAACUUUGAGGCCUCCCCUCGGCCACAUAUCAUGUGGGUGAAGGACAACGUGCCAGUGGCGAAACGGGUCACAAUCAGUAACUCUGACGGCUCAUCCCAGCUGCUGAUCCCCUCAUCCGAGCGCUCCGAUUCGGGCAUCUACUCCAUUUUGGUGAAAAACCUCGCAGGACAGGAGACAUUCAGUACAGAGGUCAGGGUCACAGAUGAUCCAAAGCCUCCUGGACCGGUGGAGCUGGAGGAAAACGUGCCCGGCACGGUGACGGUGAUCUGGGAGCCUUCUCCUGAUGAGAAGCGCGAUGACCGCCUCAACUACACGGUGUCCAAACUGGACUCUACCAAACGCACAUGGACAACCGUGGCGGAAAAACUCUUCAAUAACAAGUUUACAGUCUGCAACAUCAUGCAAGGGAGGGAAUAUCACUUCCGGGUGUAUGCCAAAAACGACAUGGGCGUGUCUGCACCGUCAGAGUCACCAAUCUGUGCGACGGAGAAGAAGAAAGAGAAAUUUGCGGCGAGCGUACCGACCAGAAAGGACUGUGAUUUGCGAUGCGCUCCGACCUUCAGCGUACCUUUGAAGCUUCACACUGCACCCAAAGGCUAUGAAUGCUAUAUGAGCUGUGCGGUGAAGGGAAACCCCAGACCUCGCAUCACGUGGUAUCGCAACCACAUCAGCCUCAACACUAAUACCAACUAUUACAUCUCCAACACCUGCGGAGUUUGCUCCAUGUCGAUUCUCCGCGUAGGCCCCAAAGACACGGGGGAGUACACCAUCUCCGCGGAGAACGCCCUCGGAAGGGCCGAGUGCUCCACCGUCCUCAGUGUCAGAGCUCGGUUUGCGCCUCCUGAAGGGAACCGGCGCUCACACGUCCAGUCCGGUCCCGUCCGGUUGACCCUUCCUGGCGUCUCGGGUAUCACCGCUCUGCCUGGCUAG
This is a messenger RNA of Cyclopterus lumpus (lumpfish), 4623 nucleotides long. RefSeq names its product immunoglobulin-like and fibronectin type III domain-containing protein 1. The coding region runs from base 1 to 4623 and encodes 1540 amino acids. The transcript has 27 exons. The record is from RefSeq and is a predicted model, not a curated record. NCBI's taxonomy places the organism in Eukaryota, Metazoa, Chordata, Actinopteri, Perciformes, Cyclopteridae. Gene Ontology annotation, molecular function: protein binding.